GGGGCCUCUGGUGCCGGGCAGGAGCGUCCGGGCGGUGCCCGCAGGUGGUUACACCGCACACCGCUGCCUCUGUGCCACUCAGGCUUCAGCCGUGCCCCCUUAAGAACGUGGAUGCAAAGUGAGGCGUAUUGCAAAUUUAACAGUGGAGAAACGGAGGCAAAGCUGUCUUAAAGCAGCGUUCUGGUGGGAUUGUGGUCAUGUCCUUGCCUGGACCAGGAUAUGCGAAUCAGAAAGUACUGUGUUGUCUCCCGGGUAUAUGAGAAGUCACUGUGACCCACAGAAACCAGCAGGAAAAGUACUAUAAAAUAAAUAUGGCACCCAUUCUAGAUUGGAAGAAACUUAUGAGAGUAGAUCCAGAUGCUCUGCCUCAUCAAGAGGAACUGGCAGACGGAUUGCUUGAGACCCUGUCCAAGGUUGAUGGGAAAGACUUGAAAAAUGAAACUCCUGAACAAUUGAUACAUCUAUUUAAAAUUACUCAGUCACUAAUGAAGAUGAAAGCUCAAGAGGUAGAGCUGGCGCUAGAAGAAGUUGAAAAAGCUGGGGAAGAGCAAGCCAAAUGUGAAAAUCUGUUCAAAACAAAGAUGAUGAAGCUGGAAAGUGAAUUAAAGGUGGCACAAAGUUCAGCUGGUGGUCGUGAUACUCGUUUUUUGCGUGAUGAGAUCCGCCAGCUGGAGAAACAGGUAGAACAAAAGGAGAGACAGUUAAUAGAUUUAGAAAAGGAACUGGAAAAAGAGAAGAAAGUGAAUGAACAGCUUGCUCUUCGAAAUGAAGAUGCAGAAAAUGAAAACAUCAAAUUAAGGAGAGAGAAUGAACAAUUGCGUCAGGAUGUAGUUGACUAUCAGAGGCAAAUAGAUUCUUAUAAAGAAACAGUUCUGUCACGAAGAGGAGAUGAUUCUGAUUACAGAUCUCAGUUGUCCAAAAAGAACUUUGAGCUUUUCCAGUAUUUGGAUGAAAUUCAGAAUUUGACUGAAACUAAUGAGAAGUUAGACAUUCAAAACCAAGAAAUGAGAAAGAAUCUUGAGGAAUCAGUGCAAGAAAUGGAGAAGAUGACUGAUGAAUAUAACAAAAUGAAACUAAUUGUGCAACAAUCUGAUAUCGUUAUGGAUCAGUUAAGAAAGGAGAAAGAACAGUACAAAUUUCAAGUUCAGGAGCUUUCAGACCAGCUGAAAGCAAAGAAUGAGGAAGAUGAUCCACUCAUGGCAGCUAUAAAUGCAAAAGUUGAAGAAUGGAAGAAAAUCUUGGCUUCGAAAGAUGAUGAACUCCUAGAAUAUCAACAAAUGUUGUUUAACAUGAAAGAGGAAAUGAAAAUGGCCCGACUUGAUGUAAAUAGAAACAGUAUACUGUCCCUUCAGCAGGGUGUGCAAGAGCGAGAUGCUCAGAUAAGACUGCUUACUGAGCAAGUGGAACAGUAUACCAAAGAAAUGGAACAAAAUGCAUUUCUUAUUGAGGAAUUAAAAAAUGAUCUCCAAAAAGAUAAAGGUCUCUCAUCUCUUGCUCAGCAGAAUCGUCUAGGUGAAAUGCAAGAAAAAUUAAAACUGCUAGAAGAGAGAACUAAGGAGGCUGAGAAAUCAGCAGAACUAGCAGAAGCAGAUGCAAGAGAAAAGGAUAAAGAGCUUGUUGAGACUCUGAAACGAAUGAAAGACUACGAACUGGGAGUAUAUGGUUUGGAAGAGGCUGUUGCUGAAAUAAAGGAUUUAAAAAAGCAAAUUAAAAUACGAGAUCAUGAGAUUGAAAUGUUAAUUAAGGAAGUCAAUAAACUUGAACUUAAAAUAAAUGAUUUUCUUGAUGAAAAUGAAGAGCUUAGGGAGCGCUUAGGUCUUGAGCCAAAGGCAAUGAUUGAUUUAAAUGAAUUCAGAAACAGCAAAACACUAAAACAGCAGCAAUAUAGAUCUGAAAACCAGAUUCUUUUGAAAGAGAUUGAAAGACUAGAAGAGGAAAGAAUUGAACUGAAAAAACAGGUUCGUAAACUGGCUCAGGAGAAAGGAAGAAGAGUUGCCACAAGAGCACUGGAGGCUGGUGAUGUGCAGAUAACAGACAGCUUCACUGAAGAGAAGCAAAUGACUAAGAGGAAAUUAGAUUUCUUGAACACACAUAAUAUUGCUGAAGUAAAGGCAAAGAAUGAGUAUCUUGCAAAUGAGUUGAGUGUGAGAGAGAGAGAUUUGGAAAAGAACAGAACUACAAUAGUCAAAUUUCAAUCUAAACUAAAAGAAUUAUCAGAAGAGAAUAAACAACUUGAACAAGGAAUGAAAGAAAUAUUGCAAGCUGUGAAAGAAAUGCAGAAGGAUCCUAGUGUGAAGGGAGGAGAAACAGCCUUAAUAAUCCCUAGUUUGGAUCGUUUAGUUAAUGCAAUUGAGUCAAAGAACACAGAGGGAAUCUUUGAUGCUAGUGUGCACUUGAAAGCUCAGGUUGAUCAGCUUACAGGACGAAAUGAAGAACUAAGACAGGAACUGAAACAGGCUCAGAAGGAGUCAAUAAAUUUCUCUAAUCAGCUGGCAAAAGCAAAUGAAAAGAUUGCGCAACUGAAUAAUGAAAUUUGCAUAUUACGUCAAUCAGAUUGUGCCAAUAUUAUUUUCAAAACAGUGAAUCUUCCAGAAGGGAUGGUUCCUUCAAGUGUUAAUAUGAUUAAUUCUUUGAAUGAAUAUUUAAUACGUCUUAUACAGGAACUGGAAAAUAAAGAACAGUUACUUAAACAACUAGAAGAUGCAGUAGAGGACUAUAAACGAAAAUUUGCAGUAAUUCGUCAUCAGCAAGGCUUGCUUUAUAAAGAAUAUCAAAGAGAAAAGGAAAGCUGGCAGAAAGAAUCAGAAGAAAUGAAAGAGGCAAAGAAAAAGCUGGAGGAGCAAAAAGAACAAGAUGCUACAAAAAUAAAGGAAUACUCUAAUUUACUCAGUGCACUUGAGCUGGAUCCUGAUGAAACAAAAAAAUGGCUUGCAGAAAAUAAUAGAAAAAUAACUGUUUUACGAGUUAAUGAAAAGUCAUUAACAAGGCAGUAUACCACUCUUCUUGAAAUGGAACGACACCUUAGAAAAGAAAAUGAGAAACUGAAGAGUGAAGUGACACACAUGGAGACUGCAGUUGCAGGGAAGAUUGGACAUUUGCAACGAUUCAAGGAAAUGGCUAGCUUUAAGAUUGCAGCUCUACAAAAAGUGUUGGAUGGUAGCGUUCCACUGUCUGAACUAGAACUGGCUAAUAAGCAAUAUAAUGCAUUAACUGCUAAAUACAGAGAUAUGUUACAAAAAGACAAUUUGCUCGUCCAGCGGACAACAAACAUGGAACACAUGGAGCGUGAAAAUGAAUCCUUAAAAUCACAGAUAAAUUUCUUGAAUAAGGAACUGGAAAUCACAAAAGAGAAACUUCACACAGUAGAACAGGCUUGGGAACAAAUGACUAAACUGGGGGAUGACAGUGCCAUGGACAAGGCUACAAAAGCAAUAACCAACAGUGAGAUUUCAUCAAUUUCUAAGAAAAUUGCCAUGUUGGAAAUGAAGGAACUAAAUGAAAGACAGAGAGCAGAACAUUUGCAAUGUAUGUAUGAACAUUUAAGGAAUACUUUAAAGCAAGUAGAAGAACGCAAUUUCGAAUUGGAAACAAAGUUUGCUGAGCUCACCAAAAUCAAUCUUGAGGCACAGAAAGUGGAACAGGAAUUAAGAGAUGAACUGUCAAAUAGUGUAAGUAAGGCAGUGAGUGAUGCAGACAGACGACAAAUCAUGGACCUAGAGAAGCGUGAGAUGGAGCUCAAGAUUGAAGUAUCAAAAUUGAGAGAACUGUCUGAUGUUGCAAAAAUGCAAGUUGAAGCUCUAGAGGCACGCCAGCAAUGCAGAGAGAAGGAAGUGGAAUCUCUUAGAAUGCAAGUUUUAGACUAUCAGGCACAGUCUGAUGAAAAAGCAGUUAUUGCAAAACUGCAUCAGCAUAUCAUAGCCCUUCAAAGCAGUGAAUCUAUUGCUAUAGGCAAGCUGGAGACUCUAAAAUUGAAACUAAAGAAGGUGGAAAUCCACAACUUACAUUUAGAGCAGAAACUUGAUGACAGAGAGCACGCCUUAUAUUUUGCCCGACUGGAAGGAAGGAAUAGAGCAAAACAUCUACGACAGACAGUUCAGUCUUUGCGGAGACAGUUUAGUGGGGCUCUACCUUUAGCACAACAAGAAAAAUUCUCUAGAACAAUGAUUCAGCUACAGAGUGACAAACUGAAAAUCCUAGAAGAAGUUCAGCGUGCCCAGCAGGACCGACAAAAUGCAGAAAGCAGAGCAAUGGAGGUGGAGUUGAAGCUGAAAAGUUUAGAAGAAUUAUUAACUGCAUUGAAGGAUACGAGAGGAGCUCAAAAGGUAAUAGAAUGGCAUAUGAAGAUGGAGGAACUCCAUCUGCAGGAACUUAAACUCAAUCGAGAAUUAGUUAAGCAAAAGGAAGAAAUGAAGUAUUUGCAUAACAUAAUUUCGGAGUACGAAUGCACAAUCAAUAAUUUGGAAGAAGAAGUUGUGCAGCAGAACAAGUUUCAUGAAGAAAGGCAAAUGGCAUGGGACCAGAGGGAAUUAGAAUUGCAGCGCCAAUUAGACAUAUAUGAUCAGCAACAGAAUGAAAUACUUAGUACUGCUCUAAAGUGUGAAGAGGCCACAGGAUCAGUUCCAGACCCUAGUUUGCCCCUCCCACGACAACUUGAGCUGGCUUUGAGGAAGAUUCAGGAGCAUAUUCAAAUAAUUGUGGAAACAAGGGCAACCUGCAAAUCACUAGAGGAGAAAUUAAAAGAAAAGGAAGCUGCUCUGUGGAAAGCUGAACAAAACGUUUUAUCCAGAGACAAAGUUAUAAAUGAACUAAGACUUCGGUUGCCUUCAACAUCAGAAAAAGAGAAAAUAAUAGCUGAAUUAGGCAAAAAAGAAGAUGAUCCAGAGUACCAUCAUGCAAUAAAAAUUGCUCAUCAAACUAUUGCAAAUAUGCAAGCACGAUUAAAUCAGAAGGAGGAAAUGUUAAAAAAAUAUCAAGAUCUGCUUUGUAAAGCAAGAGAGGAACAAGAGGAAAUAGCAAAGAAACAUGAAGAAGACAUUAGAGUUCUACACCAGAAGUUAGAUUUGUGUACUGAGAAUUCUCUUAAUAAAUUGAAACAGACAGCUUUGGAGCUAAUGGAAAAGCCUUCUUUAUCACUUGACAGUGACAAACACUUCCUCCGUUUAGCUGAAAUAGAGCAAACUGUAGUAGAACAAGACAAUUCUCUUGCUUCACUUGUUGGUAAAUUAAAGAAAACAUCAUCUGAUUUGGAAAAACAAAAACAGAUUACUGUAAUGAAAAUCAAAGAGUUUGAGACUAUCAGAACCCAGCUUCAGGAAAAGCACACAGUUGAUGUGGAACAACUGAAAGAUGAAGCAAAUGGAUUGAAGAAAGUGCUAUUUCACAAGGAGAAGGAAUUAGCCAAUGUAAAAGCUGAACUAGAAGCUCAAAAAGAAGCAAAUAAUAGAGCACCUACAGCAACAAUGAAGAGCCUAGUGGAACAGCUGAAGAACCAGUUAGCCCUAAAAGAGAAGCAGCAGAAAGCUUUGAGUAAAGCACUUUUGGAACUUCGAGCAGAAAUGACUGCUAAUGCUGAACAGCAGAUUAUUUCUGCAGCAUCACAAAAAGAGGCAUAUAUGAACGUCCAGGAGAUUGUUGACAGAGAAACAAAGGGGCUCACAAUACAGAUAGAGGAAUUAAAUAAUCAGAUUUCAAAACUUACAGAUAACCUUAAACUAAGUAAAAACAAGGAGAGUGCUUUGUUAGAAGAAAGGGAUGAGCUGAACCAAGAACUUCAGAGGAAACAAAAGGCAUUUACUAAAAUGGUGAGAGAAAAAAAUGAGAUCGAAAUGGAAAAUAAAGAACUGAAGAAACGGAUCAGAAGGCUAACCAGUGGUAUUCAGAACAAAGCUGGUGAGCAAAAUCUGAUCGAUGAACUUCAGAAAAAAGUUAAGAAGUUAGAAAAUGAACUUGAGAAGAACUGUGAAGAAACAGAAAAAAAAAGUGUAAAAGAAGACAAGACCUCGAAAGAGGAAAUAAUUAGAUGGGAAGAAAGUAAAAAAUGGCAAAUCAGAAUGGAAGGGAUGCGGAACAAACUUAAAGAAAAGGAAAAGGAAACCGAUACUUUAGCCAAACAGUUCAGUACAUUGAAGGAACUUUAUUCCAAGGCUGAAAAAGAGAAAAUUACUCUUCAGAAGAAACUGAAAAAUACUGGUGUUACUGUUGACCGUGUUGUUGGAGUAAGAGCCUCAGAGAUUGAAAAAGAACUGGAAGAACUAAGAAAACAGAAUCUAAAUUUAGAAAAUGAAGUUGCUCAUUUGAGAACACAGCAAGCAAUCCCACGAGAUUCUGUUGUAGAAGAAUUACAUUUAAAAAAUCAGUACCUCCAGGAAAAGCUUCAUGCAUUGCAGAGACAGAGUUCAAGAGAGAUGUAUUCUAGGCCUUCGACAUCAGGAGUAGGAUCAGAUGAUCAAUAUCAAAGAGAACAGGAGGUUCUAAAGGAAAAUCUAAGAUUAUCGUCUGAAAACAUGGAGCUAAGAUUCCAGCUAGAGCAAGCCAACAGAGAUUUGCCAAGACUAAAGGACCAAGUGAGUGACUUAAAAGAAAUGUGUGAACUUCUCAAAAAGGAGAAAGCAGAUGUUGAAAGAAAACUCAGCAGUGUUAGAGGGGCUGGCAGAAGUGGAAAGACAGUCCCAGAAUUGGAAAAAACUAUUGGUUUGAUGAAAAAGGUUGUAGAGAAAGUCCAAAGAGAAAAUGAAGAUCUGAAAAAAGCUCCAGCUGUGGUUUCUAAUGAGAAAUUACUUGGUCUUGAACAGGAAAACGAGAGGUUAAAGUCUGAAAUGAAGAAAAUGAAACUUCAUGUUGGGGGCCAGCUGAGUAUGCAUUAUGAAUCUAAAACCAAAGGAAUGGAAAAAGUCAUUACUGAAAAUGAGAGGCUACGUAAAGAGCUGAAAAAGGAAGCUGACAGUGGAGAGAAGCUACGAAUAGCAAAGAACAAUUUGGAGAUAUUAAAUGAGAAAUUAACUGUACAGCUGGAGGAAGCCAUUAAGAGGCUGAAUUUGGCUGAGAGCACAGGCCCUCAGCUUGAUGAAGCUGACAGGAAAAUCCGGAAAUCGGUUGCUGUAACAAGGAUGCAUGAAACAAAGAUAAAGGAAUUGGAAAUGGAUAUUGCUAAAAAAACCCAAAGCAUUACUGACCUUAAACGGCUACUUCAGGAGGCAACAGAACGUGAACACAACGCUGAUAAAAACUUACAGGAUCUAAAAGAACAAAUUGAGCUUCUCAACCACUUUCCUGAAGGUGCAAGAACAGAGCAAGGCCUCAUCAGGGAGCUUCAGCUUUUACGAUUAACUAAUAAUCAAUUAAAGGAAGAAAAAGCAGAACUAGCACGCCAGAUAGAAGACUAUAAGCACCACAUACACACGUACACAAGCAAAGGUCCUGCAGCUGGAAAUAAUGAAGUUGCAAAGAAGGAUAAAAACGAUGAGUUAACGACAGAAGUAGCUGACCUCCAGGCACAGCUGAAAGCCUCAGAGUUGGAGAAAGAGCAGUUAAAGGAAGAAACAAAAAAGUUGAGAAAAGAACUGGAAAACUUCAAUCCUUCCUUUUUUGAAGAAAUUGAAGAUCUGAAAUACAACUAUAACGAAGAAGUAAAAAAAAAUAUUAUUUUAGAAGAAAGAUUAAAGAAGCUGUCUGAAGAGUUUGGCAUACAAGUGGAUAGCCCAGCCAAUACUGCUGUUGAUUAGACAUUUUGUUUCCUCAGCAUUGCUAUGGAAAAUAAAUUCUAGGGCAGUUAUAUAAUACUGAUUUGUCUAUUAUUCCAGGAUGAAAAAAAAAUAUUGAAGUCAUAACGGUUUGGCACGUUCUGCAGCUUGCUGGAUUGGAUUAGUCAAUGAAUUGUGGUCAGUAUUUAUAUGCACCAGUCAAAAUGAAAACCAAUGUACCUCCCCCAUCUACUUUGCAAUAUUAUUCAGAACAGUAAUUGCAGUAAUACACAUUCUUAAGGAAAAGUCCAUGUUUCCAACUCCUAACCACAAGUACAGAAACUCUGAAAGCACUUUAUGUAUGGUAAAUUCCAGAUCAACAAUACUGUAAUUUAUUCUUACUGUCUUGCAUCUCAACACAAGACAGUGUUGUUGUCGUCUCUGUUCUUACAAUGUUAUUUAUUUUUACCUCAAUUGUAGAAAAUUCAAGAAUAAAGAAUGGAAAACAUGCCUGCAGAACAUCAGCCAAACUAGCAGUAUUUUUGUAGAUAAAUGUACAGCUACUAUGUGAAAUUUUUCAUUUUGUAUACUUUUUAUAGAUAGAUACAUAUUUUAUAGUGCAAAUAAAAUAAAGACCAAUCAAA
This is a messenger RNA of Numida meleagris (helmeted guineafowl), 8323 nucleotides long. RefSeq names its product centrosomal protein 290 (gene CEP290). The record is from RefSeq and is a predicted model, not a curated record. Gene Ontology annotation, biological process: camera-type eye development; kidney development. Bases 312 to 7721 code for a protein of 2469 amino acids. The transcript has 54 exons. Lineage: Eukaryota; Metazoa; Chordata; Aves; Galliformes; Numididae.